AUGCAACAUCCACCAUCGUCCUCGUCACCAUUAUGUUGUUUGAAAUGUCAAAGUUUAAAAUCAUCAUCGAAGAAUAUUGAUCAUUUAUCAUCAUGUGACAUAUGUUGGAGUUACUUGUUAAAUAAUUCAAAUAUUAACAAUCUAAAUAUUUCACAUAUAUUUACUUUAUUAAGAACGUGGAAUGACAAUAUUAAACAAUAUUUUGGUAAUUUAAUUCUAUUGGCGCUUGAAAAAGGUGCAAAUGUAAAUGAUUAUGAUUUAUUAUCGGGUAUGAACUUAUUGAUGUUUGCAUGCAAAUUUGGUGCGUCAAAAUUACAAAAUGAAUAUAAAGCAGCUCGUAUAGUCGAUAUUUUAAUUGAAAAAGGUGCCAACAUAUCUGCUGUUUGUCUAUGGUGUAACAUGAAUUGUCUUCAUAUCAUCUCGUUUUUUGAUUGUCCUGUUGUUUGUCAACAACUACUUCAAUAUCCUGAAACACAGUCAAUUAUAAAUAGUCCUUGUCCGAUAUUUCAUAAUGGAUCUGCAUUGCAUAUUGCAUGUUUAUUCUUAUCGGUCAAGAUAGUAAAAAUGUUGUUAAUGGCUGAAGCUGAUAAAACAAAAUUAGACGAUGUGAACCGUACACCAUUUGAUUGUAUACCUAAUGAUAAUAGUUUGACAAAUAUAAACGAUAAAAGUUUAGCCAGUAAAAUACGUCGUAUCUUACUCAAUUAUGAGAAUGUAGAACUUUGUCAACUUGACAACCAUCAUUCGUUUAUUAGCCAAGAUCAAUGUUUAACGUCACCAUCACCAUCACCACCAGUAAACGUAACAACAACGUUGACAAAUAAUUUCAAUAUUGGAGAUCGUGUGUCAAUCAGAAACGGAAGGGAUACAAUGGAUGUCGGUAUAAUUAGAUAUUUUGGCAGUGUUCAAUUUGGAUCGGGAUUAUGGUAUGGCAUCGAAUUGUCUCAACCAAAUGGAAAACAUGACGGUUCCGUUGGAGGUGUAAGAUAUUUCGGUUGUGAUCCAAAUAAAGGGACAUUUGUUCAUCAGUCAUCUUUAAGAAAGGUUGAUAAUCAAUUAAUUUCUUCGUCAAUGUCAAUUUCACCUGUUCGUGAAAGAAGAUUUCGUCCCAUUAAUUUUCCAACUGUUGAUACAUUAAAUGUGCGAAGCAAGGUUGAUUCAGGUUUAAGACGUCAAACUUCAGACGAAAAAGAAGAGUUUCAAGUUAACGACCGUAUUCGCUUAACAAAAAAUCGUACAGGUACCAUUCGAUAUAUUGGUGAAACCUCAUUAGGACCAGGUACGUGGUACGGUAUUGAACUUGAUCAAGCAAACGGCCUUCAUGAUGGGUGUUUAUUUGAUGAUGUGAGAUAUUUUACAUGUCGACCAAAUCACGCCAUAAUUCGUUACAUUGGUUCAACAUCAUUUGCCGAUGGAGUAUGGAUUGGUAUUGAAUACUGUUUUGAAGCUAUUGGUAAAAAUAAUGGUUCCGUUAAUGGAAAAACCUAUUUUAGUUGUAAACCAAAUUAUGGCUUGUUUAUAAUGACAUCGUCCGAAAUAGAACGAGAAAACUUUUCUAAGGAAACAACUAAUAUUGUCAAUAAAACAUUUUCAUCUAUUAAAUUCAAUUUGCGAAGUGGAACACAAAUACAACAACCAUUUUAUAGUAAAAUUCAUACGGUGGAUACUCGUUACAAUCUAUUUGAUCAAUUUGAUUCAAUUAUUCAAAAUAUAAAAGAUAUCCAUGUCGAAUGUGGUGAAAUAAUUGAAUUUGCAAAAAAUAAUUUACUUUUAUUAGAGAAUAUUAUCUGGUUAAUAAAAUCUCAGACAAGUGACAUUCAGAAGGCCUUAAUAACACAAUUAUUACAAUUUUGCUGUUGUCAUACAAAUAGUGAAAUACGCUUUAUGACUGAAAAUCUUCUAAAAUACCUACACGAUGAUAUUACGAUCUGGCCAUUAUCGAUGAAGUUUAUAUUUGGAGCAUUACAUAGUGCAGGUGUAAAUGGAGAAAAACUUUAUGAUUUAUUAAACAUCGUGCAGUUAACUAAUUUCGACACAGAUUUAUUAUUGAAAAACUGUUUAAUUCCCACAACAAGUAAAGCAUCCAUAAACGAUAUUUUAUUAACAAUUAAACGUGUGUAUCGAAUUAUACUAGCCGUAUCGUAUUUUACAACAGAAAAAGGCAAUAGAUUGUCUGAUGAUGAAAAUCUAACAUUAUUUGUCAUUGGACAUUAUUUAAUGCUUGAUAAACGUUUUAUUGAUAUUAAUAUUAUCGAAUAUGGACGAAGACUUAUGGCUAAUUCAUUAUUGUAUUUAACACCAGCUUAUUGGGCUGAAAAACGUAAUUUGAUAAUCUCAUGUAUGCUCGGUUCAACCAACCAUAUGUGUCUUAUUGAAUCAUUAUUGAAAACAACUGAUCGUACAAUUUGGUUAAGAUCACAAAUUGCUUUUCUUCAGUUGAAACAUCUAGUCAAAUUAGAAAGUAAUGAUAAGAGAAACGAAAUAACAAUUUUGGAAAAUAUUAUCGAAAAUAAAUUGAAUCUAAAAUUAUUCGAUAAAGAAAUUGAUUUUAUUGAUGCCAUACGUUUAAUAUCAGAAAUAGUCGAUAGUUAUCCAUUUGAACAAAAAAUGACAUUUCUUUGUGAAUUACAUGAAAAACUCGUUCCAUAUACUGCAAAAACACUUGAAAAAAUGAUGGAGGAUCAGCAUCAUUUAUUAAUAUUUGAUUAUUGUAAAAUGUGGGAAACAAUGUUAAAUCCUGUAUUGACAAAAGACGAUUAUUUUUUACUUGUUGAUAAACGAGAUAAUACUACAACAAGUGUGCUUGAUAACAAUCAAAAUUUCACAAGCUCUUAA
Messenger RNA from Didymodactylos carnosus, 2835 nucleotides. Lineage: Eukaryota; Metazoa; Rotifera; Eurotatoria; Philodinida; Philodinidae. The record is from the annotation of a GenBank genome assembly.